UGCUGAAAAGCCUGCUGGAUCUUCCAGUGACCUGCUGUUCUUUCUUGCCUUCCUGUGUGUUUUCUCGUCCUUCCUAGAUUUAGAUUAAAAACAACGCUUGUUCCUCUUCCUCCUCUUUGUAGAGCAACGCACAGAAGGUCUUUUAGUUUUAAAGGAGAGUUAAAAGAGGAACAAGGUUGGAAGGCACAUUCGAAUGGAGGUACGUGUUUGUUUUGUAGCUUGUUGGAGACAUUUGCAGAAGGACAAGAUCGGAGACAGUUGGACAGUUCUUUGGAAUUCCCUGCUGGUCUUAAGGUGUUCGUCCACGAAACACCGUCAGUAAAGAGAACGGAGCGUCACCCCGGGGAAUUCUGAGAGGGGUGAAUCCAGUCCAAGUGUGAUAAGAGGAUCUGUUUUAUGAGUACCCCUUGUUGGAUGCACUGACAGUCUUUGGAUUCAGACUUGGGAAAAGGGCACAGCCGGGCUCCCAGUGCCACAUCUGGAUCUGGGGCUCUGUCCCCGGUGGUUGGGGGACUCAGAGGUGCGAAGGGUCAGGGGAGCCGUUGGCCGUCAAACCCAAAGUUGGCAUCUCUCCGGUGACCAUGUACCCGCAGGGAAGACAUCCGGUACCUCUGCAGCCUGGACAGUCAUUCAAGUUCACAGUUCUGGAGACUUUAGACCGCAUUAAAGAAGAAUUUCAGUUCCUCCAGGCACAGUACCACAGUCUGAAACUGGAGUGUGAGAAGCUGGCCAGCGAGAAGACCGAAAUGCAGAGGCACUACAUCAUGUACUAUGAGAUGUCCUACGGUCUCAACAUCGAGAUGCACAAACAGGCAGAGAUCGUGAAGCGGCUCAGUGCUAUCUGUGCUCAAAUCAUCCCUUUUCUCUCUCAGGAGCAUCAGCAGCAGGUUGUUCAGGCGGUGGAACGUGCCAAACAGGUCACCAUGGCAGAGCUCAACGCCAUCAUAGGGCAGCAGCAGCUCCAGCACCUGUCUCACCACACCCCGGGUAUUCCUCUCACCCCUCACCCUUCAGGCUUGUCUCUGGGCGGCACGUCUGGACUGCUGGCCCUUACCGGAGCUCUGGGAGUCUCUGCCCACUUGGCCAACAAGGACGAACGCAAUCACCUAGACCCAGAGCAUCUCAGAGAGGGUGCACCCAGCAGGAGUAAAUCAGUAUCGUCGACAGACAGUCAGGUCACAGAGGAUCGACAGGGUCCGUCAGGAGCGUAUGCCUCACAGACGUCUAGCGAUGCCAAACGGAGGCGCUGUGAUGAGAAAGACGUCCUUCCCUCUCACUAUGACAGUGAUGGUGACAAAAGUGAAGACAAUCUUGUGGUAGAUGUUUCCAAUGAGGAAGCUUCCUCGCCCGUGGGCAGUGUGCCUCUUUCUCCUCACGGUAACGGCUUUGACCGAGCCCCAUCCCUUAGAAAGGAGCUCCCAGGGUCUCCCAGUCCCCCACCAGGCACCCCACCACACAGCCCACCUCCCAGCAAAAACAAGGACACAGUGCAAACAGAGAAAUCCCAGUCGCCCUCCUCUAAAUCAGGCAAUUCCUCACCUUCUCACCAUGACCCCCUGAUGCCCGGUCCUAGCACUUCCUGUUUACGGCUAGUCAACAAACCGGCCUCCUCUGCAGACCCUCUAGCCCUGCGGAGUCCCUUGACUAUGACACCCGGUUCUUACCCAGCUCACUUUGGCAUGGUGUCCCAUUCUGGGCUCAAUGGAGAGCUGGCCAGUCCAGGCGGGUUCGGAGGCUCAUUAACACUCUCGCCCCAAAUCAGCGCUGCUGCCAGUGCUUACACACGCAGCCCUAUGGUAGCGUAUGAAUCUCGUUCACAUCUUAGGCCGUCAGGGCUGUCCUCAUCACUGCCUGGCUCCACUGUUGGAAAACCCGCUUACUCGUUCCAUGUGAGUGCGGAUGGUCAGAUGCAGCCCGUGCCCUUCCCUCCUGAUGCCCUCCUUGGUUCGGGUAUCCCACGGCACGCCCGUCAGAUCCACACCCUCAGUCAUGGAGAUGUGGUGUGUGCGGUCACCAUUAGCACCUCCACACGUCACGUCUACACGGGCGGCAAAGGCUGCGUCAAAGUGUGGGACAUCAGCCAACCGGGCAGCAAGAGUCCCAUGGCCCAACUCGACUGUUUGAAUAGAGACAAUUACAUUCGCUCCUGUAAGAUUCUCCCAGAUGGGCGCACCUUGAUAGUUGGUGGCGAAGCCAGUACGCUGUCAAUCUGGGACUUGGCCACACCCACUCCACGUAUCAAAGCCGAAUUAACAUCCUCGGCUCCUGCAUGUUACGCUCUGGCCAUCAGUCCAGACAACAAGGUCUGUUUCUCCUGCUGCAGUGAUGGAAACAUUGUGGUGUGGGACCUGCACAACCAAACGCUUGUCAGGCAAUUCCAGGGCCACACAGAUGGAGCCAGUUGUAUCGACAUCUCCAACGAUGGCACCAAACUGUGGACGGGAGGUCUGGACAACACAGUGCGCUGCUGGGACCUGAGAGAGGGACGGCAGCUCCAGCAGCAUGACUUCACCUCACAGAUCUUCUCUCUGGGUUACUGUCCUACGGGAGAGUGGCUUGCGGUGGGGAUGGAGAGCAGCAAUGUUGAAGUGCUGCACGUGUCCAAACCAGACAAAUACCAGCUGCACCUUCACGAGAGCUGCGUUCUCUCGCUCAAGUUUGCCUACUGCGGUAAGUGGUUUGUGAGCACAGGAAAGGACAAUCUGCUCAAUGCAUGGAGGACACCAUAUGGAGCGAGUAUUUUCCAGUCAAAAGAGUCCUCGUCAGUCCUGAGCUGCGACGUCUCCCCAGACGACAAGUAUAUUGUAACGGGUUCCGGGGAUAAGAAAGCCACCGUGUAUGAGGUGGUGUACUAAACGCAGAGAGAAGAAGAGAUGCCUGGAAGAAAAACGAAACCGGCGAGCACUGCACGAUCACGGAAAGCGAAGCAGGCAACCAUGGCUCUUCUGUUUUCGGUCCGUUGUAUACCACCUGGUCAAUUCAUCCCAUCUUAUCACCUUUACUCCGAUAGUUAGAUAAGAUCGAGGAAGACAGUGGCUUUGUUCAGAAUGGCAUACUAACAUACUAUACGCCUUUUGUAGUAUAUUCGGCACAAAACGGUAAACAUUUGUUUAGUCAUUUGCACGGAAAAAUGUUCAAUCAUUACAAUUAUUCCAGCAACAUAAUCAGUUAUUUUGCGAUAAUGACUUACGCGACUAGCAAUACUCAACGACCAUCUACAUAUUUAUUUGCUUUGUGAAAUUAGCAUAGCCGUGGUAAAUUAGCCGUGUUUUCUCUUGAGACACACAAGAACCAAUGAGAUUUAAAGUUAUGAAUCUUCUACAUCCAAGAUAGCGUGAACAUCAGUAAAUUGAGAGAAUUCUUAUAUUUUGGUGCACUAUUCUUAACAUGCUAUUUUUAAAAGUAGUGUGCAGUAUAUAGUAUAUUCUCCACAUUAAGCAGUAUGCUAGUAUUUCAUUUCUGAACAUAGCAAGUGAGCUGCGAGUUUAAUUAGCACAGUCUCCAGAUAGCAUGCUAUGCUAAGAGAAAGCCACAUAGAAGACAGCGGGUAUUUAGGGAUCUCCUACUUACAGCAACAGCAGACAAUCAUUUCAUUAGCCUUACACUCUCACCAUAAUGGGAUAUAUACAAGACAGCGCAGCAUUUCCCCAAAGGGAACGAACUGUUCGGAAGCUCCCGGCUCACUUUGGGGGCAUCUCCGGUUGAACGCAGUACGGGCACACAAACAAUUCUCUGCUCUCCUAUCCAACCCAAUUAGACAUUCAUGUGGCAAAUCCCAGACGAAUUCACCAACCUGCAUUUCAUUUUCCUUCUCCCACAAGCUGGUGUCUAAUGAGGAGCACGGGUAAAUCACGCAGAAUGCUUGCUGCAAAUACUCACAACCACGGCCGUUGUUCGUUUUAAUUCUCUUGGAUUACCAUGCAGAUGUUGCACUCGUUUUCAUUAUUGGCUUGAAUACUGAUAAGUCAUAUUUGGGUAGCUACAGAAAUUGGUUUAAAGAAAUUAUAUUUAAAUGUAAAGAUAAUUUUAAUUCAACCUAUUCUCAUCUGAAAGAUUUAGAGGGUUAAUCACAGAUCCCUGGUGCACACCAUGAAUUAGCAGAGCUAUGGCCAACCUGACUGAAUCAACACGCCGGAUCUACCGUCAAACAUCCUGCUGGGAACAGAUUUUUUUUUAAUUACAUUUAUUCUUAUUCAUUCUUCUUUUUAUCUGCAAAGCUUUUCCCAGUACUCAAAUGAGUCCAAUUAUGUUUUUUGCUUGUGAGCUUUACAAAGAGUUGUAGGAAAUCAUUAGGAAAUCAUUAGGUUUCUUAUGGCAAUAGUAAGCAUUAUUACUACAGUGUUUUGAUCAGUCUGUUAUUAUGCAGAAAGUGCAGUGUGUUUUUAUUAAUUUUUUAUUAAUAGCUGAAAUAUUGCUGCCUGCAAACAGUUAAAUUUGUCUUUGGGAUAGACCGUCUUAAUGCACGAUCUGUCUUUGACGUCAUGUUAUCAUAAUAUCUAUAUCUAUCUAAUCUAUGUUUCUAUAAUGAGGACACUGUCAAGUUUCUGUUAAAGACUGUCUAAAGCCAAGGAACUUUUUCGAAACCUUCGCUGUGAUAUCCCUCUGUAGCACUUCCCAUGUGAUGUAAAAGACAUGUAUACGUUGAAAAUUAAACUUAUGGUCAUCUUU
This is a messenger RNA of Triplophysa dalaica, 4668 nucleotides long. It is a transcript of the gene tle2b, whose product is annotated as TLE family member 2, transcriptional corepressor b. The transcript has 20 exons. The record is from RefSeq and is a predicted model, not a curated record. Gene Ontology annotation, biological process: regulation of DNA-templated transcription; negative regulation of canonical Wnt signaling pathway. The coding region runs from base 582 to 2855 and encodes 757 amino acids. Gene Ontology annotation, cellular component: transcription regulator complex; nucleus. Lineage: Eukaryota; Metazoa; Chordata; Actinopteri; Cypriniformes; Nemacheilidae. Gene Ontology annotation, molecular function: protein binding; transcription corepressor activity.